GCUCCGCAGUAACGCGACCGCUUUCGUGGAGUGUAGUCGUUUUUUGUGUUAUGUUAACUGUCAAUAAAUGUUCCGCAACAAAACUCGUGUAGAUCAUUGUUCAAUUGUCAAAAGUUAUGAUUUAAAAUUGUUUUGAAUAAUGAUAUGGAAUAGUCAUCCAUGUGUAAGGGUUGUUAUUUAUACGUUAUACCCCGUAAUUGAUAACUAUUGACGAUAAAUUCAUUCAUGAGUUUGAGGAUACUCUAGGGGUUGUAUGUUUCUCUAGUCCGGAAAUGUCGAAGUGUUGGUUGUGUGACGCGCAUUUACGCAGCUUACGGAGACAUUGCAGAACGCCCAGCGGCGAUUGAUUAAAUUUCCACCGAUUCUUCAUAAAUAAUAUAAAUAAGAGGAAGGGAAUUGUGGCUGAUCUGGAAUAACAGGAUGGUUCAGUGUAAAAAGAAAAAAUUGUAAUAGCAAUUCACGUGGAGAAAAACCCCCAGCGGCUGUCGUUUAUUUGAUUAUUCAACAGGAGUAAAUGUAUGAACGAAAAAAUGAUAAAAGCCGGGAAAUUGUCAGUAGGAAAGAGUGUAAUGACGGAGGACGUCUCAGUGAUGGCGACGUGAUAGCCACGUGCUCUCGAGGAUGUUGUGCCGGUCAUCGUUGUUAAACAAAAAUAGUGGGAAAACUAGUUGUCAUUAAAAAAAAAAAAAAAAACAAGUGAUAUAAACACGUGAAUUUUGUGAUUACAAGUGAUUGCGUGUGUGUAUAUUUUGUAAAGCAAUAAGUGAUAUAUACUGGGCGAUGUGCAAUUAAUUACUUAUGAUAAUCAGAAGUAUCGGAAUAGUAUCGAGUUGAUUGAUGUCACCGAACUAGUGUCGAUUCAACGGAGUUAAAGUACAAACAAACAUUGAUUGUUGCUGGUGAAUAAAUAUACCAACAACACCAACAAAUCGAAGUAUCGUCGAGGUAUCCACCGAAUUGGUGACGUCGUGGAGGGGGGAGUGAUGCCGGUAAGGGUGGCACAGCGCCCCCCAAGUGGUCUACUCCACUCCGGCCCAGUAUCGGUUGUAGCAAGUACAGGACCAAAUAAUCAAAUAUCCUCGGGCCGUUGCCUCGGGGGCCCCAGUGGCUCCCCACCACUGGCGCCGGCACUGAGCCAACUUGCCGGCAAUAAUAGCAACAACAAUUUGAGUAACAAUAAUCAUCUCAAUAGCAAUCAAAAUUCUAGUAUUAUAACAGGGCCGAACGCUACAAAUCCAUUGCAGGCUAUGGCAUCGGCUGCUGCAUCAUUAACACAACUUAAUAAUAUGGCCAAUGGCCCAUUACCACCAUUGAAUAGUGGACAAACUGGUCCAAAUUUACCACCACCACAACCAGCAACAACACCAACUCAUGGGCCACCAACACCACAUGGUGCACCAACACCACAUAUUACUGGCCCAGGGCCUCAUCUUAAUGGUGCAUCACCAAGUCCACAUCCAAUGCCACCACAUGGUAUGAUGACUGGUUCACCUCAUGCACCACAUCCACAUAUGGGAGGUGGUGGCCCAUCACCUCAUCCACAUCAUCCUGGUCCACAUAUGGUUGGCUCACCUCAUCAUCCAGGCUCUCAUAUGGGCCCGGGUAUGAUGGGACCCACAAUGCAACCACAACCUGGACCUGGUAUGUGCCCACCAAAUAGUGGACCACCAAUGCCACCUCAUCCACAUUCCCAGGGACCUGGAGUACCUGGACAACCACAUAUGCACAAUGAUCCCUUUUACUGUUCACCAUUUGGUACACCGUAUUACAGAUCGUUGCCUGUCCCCAGGAGGCAUACACCGUACUUCCAACAGCCGGACAUCCGACUCUACGAGCUCAAUAAGAGGUUACAGCACCGGACUGAGGAAAGUGACAAUCUUUGGUGGGAUGCCUUUGCGACUGAAUUUUUUGAGGACGAUGCCACCCUCACCCUCGCAUUUUGCCUCGAGGAUGGACCCAAGAGAUACACAAUAGGAAGGACGUUAAUACCGAGGUACUUUCGUUCAAUAUUCGAGGGAGGUGUUACAGAACUUUAUUACCACAUGAAGCAUCCAAAGGAGUCAUUUCACAAUACGAGUAUAACGUUGGAUUGUGAAAAUUGUGUGAUGGUAACGCAUCAUGGGAAGCCACCAUUUAUGAAGGAUUUCCUGUUUCAGGUGUGUACAGAAGGUAGGCUAAUAUUAGAAUUCACCUUCGAUGACUUGAUGAGGAUAAAAUCGUGGCAUAUGACGGUGAGACAGCAUCGGGAACUGGUACCCAGAUCAGUUGUCAGUAUGCACACAGCCCAGCAAGAUCCAUCGAUGCUCGAACAAUUGAGCAAAAACAUUACUAGACAAGGCAUCACAAAUUCUACUCUUAAUUAUCUUAGGUUAUGUGUCAUUUUGGAGCCAAUGCAGGAGCUUAUGUCGAGGCACAAGGCGUACGCACUGUCGCCGCGCGACUGCCUGAAGACAACCCUUUUUCAGAAGUGGCAGAGGAUGGUUGCCCCGCCGGGUAAGAGAGAAUCUCAGCGACCUGCGAGUAAAAGGAGAAAGCGAAAGGGGAGUGCAUCGGGGCCUGGUAAUAAUGCACCACCAGCCCCAAGUAAAAAGCGAUCACCAGGGCCCAAUUUUUCCCUAGCAUCACAGGAUGUGAUGGUAGUGGGCGAGCCAUCGCUGAUGGGUGGUGAAUUUGGUGAUGAGGAUGAACGAUUGAUAACAAGGCUUGAGAACGCGCAGUACGAUGCUGCUAAUAGUCUCGAUCCCCAUAGUCACGAUACCUCAGGUGGUCCACCACCUCAUCCCCAUCAAUUUCAUACGGAACCUACACCCGGUAAUUCCUGGCCACCUGAUCGCGGUGGAGGACCACCCCAAGGAGGUCCCGGAAGUCAGGGUGUCCAGGGUGCUGGCGGUGGUGGAGGAGGUAGUGUACAGGGCUCGCAAGACGGUAGCCAACAGCAGCAAGACAAAAAGAGCCCCGCAGUGAGCCAGUGAGGCCAGGAGUCCCCGCGCCCACCCACCAGGGGGCGUCGGGGGCGCAGGCCCAAAAAUGUGGCUCCCUAGCGGGGCGAGAACACGGUGUUAUCAACGAGCUCAUAUCUGACCUCAUCAACCGCCUCGUCGCGUUAUCAUGGACAGUUAACUGGUAUGAUACCGCAGCUACCAAUAUCUGAGCCAACAUCCAUAUCCAUGGAGAGCAAUGACAUUGGACUGUCUAAUACCGUUACAACUGCUCAACCUACUGGUGGAGGUGUUACGCAAACAAAUCAGGGUCAAGAUCCACUACAAAGUAUUGUACAGCAGUUACUAUACCUUCAACAACUAGAUUACAUCUUUGCACAGCAUGGACACAUGUGACCCAGUAAACAAGGAGGCUGGUCAUCAAUUCACUAAACAUUCAGAGGAAAUAAUAAAUAAUAACGAAAUGCCACUCGAACAUUGAUAACAUUAUCUGAGAAUCAAUGACUCAGGGGAUUAAUGAAAAAUAAUGAAAACCGAAUGACAAGUUAAACUUGGUUGAGGGUUGAAACUUGAAUAAAUUCAAAGACGAUUAAAUUAAUGAAAGUCAAAUUUUAAUUAUGAAAUUUCUUCAUCGAAAUUUUUUAAAAUAGAAUAUAAAUUCUACGAUACCCGGUUUUUUAGGGGCUCGAGUGAUACGCGAUAAAUAGUUGGCAAUGUGAAAUAAUAAUGUUCUUUUUUUUAUAUCAAAAGUGGAGUGAGGGUGAGGGAGUGAGGGUUUAUGGGGACGAAUGAAUGUUCAGUUAAAUUAUUUCUAUGAGGUGGAAUGUCGUGAAGAUUUAUCGGCUUUUUUGUUUUCCCUCUGAUCGAAGGUCAUGUACAUCAUCCGCGCACAAAAAUGGACAAUUUCUAGUUUUUGGGGUUUUUCUUUUCUAAUUUACGCUCGAUUAGACGUGCGCGAGCUGUGAAUGAAUCUCUAUCCGUCAACAGUAUUGAUAUAAUUAUAGAAUAAAUGAAUAUAAUAUUCUAAGAGGUUUUUAGACUGUAAGUACGUACAGUGCAAGCGAAUUCUGAGUGUUCUGCGGAUGAGUGAGUUUUAUUUUCUUUCGUUUCAUGGCUAUUGGUCAUGUGAAAUUGUCUUAACGCACACCUUUAUUUCUUCAAUUCAGAUGGGCAUUGCACAACAUAAAGUGGCGCAUUAUUUGUUCACAACUUAAUUUAUUGACUUCACACCCAAGUUAUUUUUUUGCAAUUUUUACUGCACGUUUUAACUCAAAAUACAUUAGGUUCAUCACGAAUGUAAUCAUUUUAAACACACAAUUACUACGAAACAAGUGGUAAAAUUCAAUUGCAAGUUAUAUCGGUGUAACUUUUCAUUGGGUAUGCUGAGGCAAGACUCGAGGAAGGCCUAUGCCCGUUAAAUCAGCUAAAAAAAUAAACUCGAGAUGAGAACCUGAAAUGACACAAGUGUAACAUAAAAGACAUCUCAUUAUUAAAUUAUUUGGUAAAGCCACUAGUGCAGCCAGUAAGUCGCCCCAAAAGUGUGAUUUCACGUAGAAACUAAUGAAAUCGAUGAGUAACAUGAAAAAAUCUAUGAUUUUGUGUAAUUAUAAUAUUAAGUGCGCAAGAUAUGAGUGAGUAUACAAUGAAACUGAAUUUGUGAGAGCGCUGAGGUUUAGAAUAAAUGAUUUAUUGACAAAUGUUGUAUAUUAUUACGAAUUAUAAUGAUACUAUAAUAAUUAAUUAAUUAUUAUACCAUAAUAAUGUGAAUUGACCUUAACAGAAGAUUAAAAAAACUACAUGAAUGAUAAAUAAUAGGGAAUUUUUAAUUGUUAGUAAAAGGUGAAAAUAAUAAAGUGGUGAAAUGAAAGAUGAACUCAAGUGCACAUGAGGCAGUCGUUUUGACAGCUAUUAGGUCUGAACUCGAUAGCAGAAACCGAUCCGCUCAAUGCAUCGAAAUUAUUUAACACAAUUGCGAGCUCUUAUAUUUUCAACAUUGUUAUUUUUUUUUUUAUUCAUCUGUGAAUUUUUUGGGAGAUGUACUUUGACGUUAAGACGCAGUACGAACCAUCAUUUUCUCUAGAACUUUAAUAAGCUUCUCGCUCUUUGGAUGUAAAUACAGUGGUAAAUUAUUCAUAUAGACUUUAUUAUUUAUCGAACAGGCGUAAAAUGAUCAAAGUACAGUCUCAAACUCGUUCAUCAAUGAUUGUAUUAUUUUAACAAUGAGAGAGAUGAAAUUAUGGCCCUCGAAAAUUUUCAGUUCAUGAGGAACUUGACUUAAUCUCAAAAAUGCAGAAUCAAAGAACAGAUAGUUUCUAACUGUUAGGAAGAUUAAUAACAAUGAAAAGUGACCCACUUUCACACAGAGACGUCCAACAACACGAAUUGAGACAGAAAAGGGGCAUGUUAACGAGUUCUGUUGUACAUUGUAAAUGGAUUUGAUGUCGAAAAAAAAUAAUGAUGAACAAUUAUGAAUUGAAACAAAGGAAAAAAAUAAGUAGCAUCAUUUUUUAAAGUGAUUAAUUAAUAUUAUGAAUUAUCUUUAACUAUUAUUACAUGUUUCUGAGGCAGUGUACAAAUAAAAUUAUCAAUCACUUGAUAAAGCAAA
This is a messenger RNA of Diachasmimorpha longicaudata, 5544 nucleotides long. It is a transcript of the gene Chi, whose product is annotated as LIM domain-binding protein 2. Gene Ontology annotation, cellular component: transcription regulator complex; nucleus. Bases 984 to 2972 code for a protein of 662 amino acids. NCBI's taxonomy places the organism in Eukaryota, Metazoa, Arthropoda, Insecta, Hymenoptera, Braconidae. Gene Ontology annotation, molecular function: LIM domain binding. Gene Ontology annotation, biological process: nervous system development; negative regulation of transcription by RNA polymerase II; positive regulation of transcription by RNA polymerase II. The record is from RefSeq and is a predicted model, not a curated record. The transcript is spliced from 9 exons.